Molecule: messenger RNA, 3739 nt
Organism: Camelus dromedarius (Arabian camel)
Lineage: Eukaryota; Metazoa; Chordata; Mammalia; Artiodactyla; Camelidae
Gene: PCSK9
Product: proprotein convertase subtilisin/kexin type 9
Exons: 12
Coding region: 1-2073 (690 amino acids)
Biological process (GO): proteolysis
Molecular function (GO): serine-type endopeptidase activity
Source: RefSeq, a predicted model, not a curated record
AUGGGCGCGGACAGCUCCUGGCGGCCAUGGUGGCCCCCGCUGCUGCUGCUGCUGCUACUGCUCUUGGGCCCUGGAGGCUCGGGCGUACAGGAGGACGAGGACGGCGACUACGAGGAAAUGGUGCUCGCCUUCAGGUCGGAGGAGGACGGCCUGACUGACACGACCCAGCACGUGGCCACCGCCAGUUUCCAUCGCUGCGCCAAGGACGCCUGGAGGUUGCCAGGCACCUACAUGGUGGUGCUGAAGGAGACCCACCGCUCGCAGACCGAGCACACUGCCCGCCGCCUGCAGGCCCGGGCUGCCCGCCGGGGCUACCUCACCAGGAUCCUGCACGUCUUCCAUGACCUCCUCCCUGGCUUCCUGGUGAAGAUGAGUGGCGACCUGCUGGAGCUGGCCCUGAGGUUGCCCCACGUCCAGUACAUUGAGGAGGACUCCUUCGUCUUUGCCCAGAGCAUCCCGUGGAACCUGGAGCGAAUUCUCCCUGUGCGGCCCCAGGUGGAUGAACACCACGCCCCCAAUGGAGGCGGCCUGGUGGAGGUGUAUCUCUUAGACACCAGCAUCCAAAGUGGCCACCGGGAACUUGAGGGCAGGGUCACAGUCACUGACUUCGAGAACGUGCCCGAGGAGGACGGGACACGCUUCCACAGACAGGCAAACAAGUGUGACAGCCAUGGCACCCACCUGGCGGGGGUGGUCAGUGGCCGGGAUGCGGGUGUGGCCAAGGGCGCCAGCCUGCGCAGCUUACGUGUACUCAACUGCCAAGGGAAGGGCACAGUGAGCAGCACCCUCACAGGCUUGGAGUUUAUUCAGAAAAGCCAGCUGGCCCAGCCUGGGGGGCGGUUGGUGGUGCUGCUGCCGCUGGUGGGAGGGUACAGCCGGGCCCUCAACGCCGCCUGCCAGCACCUGGCGAGGACGGGGGCAGUGCUGGUGGCCGCAGCCGGCAACUUCCGGGACGACGCUUGCCUCUACUCCCCAGCCUCGGCUCCCGAGGUCAUUACUGUUGGGGCCACCAAUGCCCAAGACCAGCCAGUGACCCUGGGGGUCCUGGGGACCAACUUCGGCCGCUGCGUGGACCUCUUUGCCCCGGGGGACGACAUCAUUGGUGCCUCCAGCGACUGCAGCACCUGCUUCACGUCACAGAGUGGGACGUCACAGGCUGCCGCCCACGUGGCUGGCAUUGUGGCCAUGAUGCUGACAGCCGAGCCGGAGCUCACCCUGGCUGAGCUGAGGCAGAGACUGAUCCAUUUCUCUGCCAAAGACGUCAUCAACAAGGCCUGGUUUCCCGAAGACCAGCGGGUGCUGACCCCCAACCUGGUGGCCACACUGCCCCCCAGAACCUAUAAAGCAGGUGGGACGCUGUUCUGCAGGACCGUGUGGUCUGCACACUCAGGACCCACGCGGAUGGCCACGGCUGAGGCCCGCUGCACAGCCCCUGAGGAGCUUCUGGGCUGCUCCAGCUUCUCCAGGAGCGGGAGGCGGCGGGGCGAGCGCAUUGAGGCCCGAGGGGGCAGGCAUGUCUGCCUGGCCCACAAUGCGUUUGGGGGUGAGGGUGUCUAUGCCGUUGCCAGAUGCUGCCUGCUGCCCCAGGCCAACUGCAGUGUCCACACAGCUCCGCCAGCCAGGGCUGGUGUGCUGACCCAAGCCCACUGCCACCAGCAGGGCCACGUCCUCACAGGCUGCAGCUCCCACUGGGAAGUGGAGGAAUUUGGCACCCAUGGGCCACCUGUGCUGAGGCCACGAGGUCAGGCUGAUCAGUGUGUGGGCCACGCGGAGGCCAGCGUCCAUGCCUCCUGCUGCCACUCGCCAGGUCUGGAGUGCAAAUUCAGGGAGCACGGGAUCCCGGGCCCUGCGGAGAAGGUCACCGUGGCCUGCAAGGAGGGCUGGACGCUGACCGGCUGCGGGGCCCACCCCGGGGCCUCCCACACCCUGGGGGCCUAUGCAGUGGACAACACGUGUGUGGUGAGGGGCCGGGACGUGGGUGUGCGAGGCAGGACGGGUGAGGAGGCCGCCGUGGCCAUUGCCAUCUGCUGCAGGAGCCGGUCAGGGGAGCAGGCCUCCCCGGGGACCCAGUGACAGCCCCGCCCAGGAUAUCUGCGUGGCUGGGGUCCCAGGCCUUGGCUGAGCUUUGAAGUGCUUCCUUUUUCCUCCUUCCUCAGCCCUCCUCAGCCUGGGCCCCGGGGGACAGAAGGCACCUCUUUCUCCUGGAGCUCUGGUGCUGGCACUUGGGGUACACUGGCUCCCUGCCUGGGAGAACCCCAUCUCUUGGCCCGAGUCACCCCUCCCCAGACCCGAGCUGAGUGGGAGGUUGAAUGAGCAGGGCCACAGGCGCCGGCAGCCCCUCCCUCACUGAGGGGCUGUGUCCACAUGUCCAUCAACAAGGGUCUGGCUGUGCUCAGCUCCCUGUCAGCUGCUCCCAAGUUGCCAGUGCUGUGGGCAGAAUUAGCUUUUGUUGAGUUCUUGCUACAUGUCAGCCAGGCAGUCAGUCCUCAGGCCUCCAUGAAGGAGGUGGUAACCCUCCUAUGGGGAGGCAAGGAAGCACUUGACGGCUGGGAGAGGCCAAAUGUUGGUCAGAGGAUGUGAAAGGUGGAAAUGGCCCCUCACCUCCUGCCCACUCUGGGGAGGCCCGGUUGGGCUCCCUGAUUAUGGAGAUGAGUUUUCCAUGCCUCUGGGGAUGCAGGGUGGCCCUGACAGGGGGUAGGGGGUGGUGGUGACGGGAAUGGGGGUGGUGAUGAUGCUUCCCCAGAUUUGGCCCAUUUAAAAAUGGCUAAAGGGCAUCUCCACCCACAUUCCACCGGGUUUCGGAGCAGCCCUGGGGCAAAGGCAGGGCCUAUUCUACUCAUUGGAUAGAUGAGGAUACUGAGGCUAGAAGCCAGAGCCUAGGGUCAGCUGCCAAGACUCCCCAGUUCAAGUCCUUGCUCUUUCUCUAGAGAGAUCAGUUUGGUGAUCUCCAAGGGCCUGCCCAGUCCUGCCAUUAGGACUCACCUCCUGAAGACAGCUUUUGCUGAUAAAAAUCCUAGCUCUUGUACCCACCCCUAGUCACCAGCAGUGGGAUGACAGAUCCACCCAGACGUGUCCCGGGUGAUCACAGGGCCGUGCCUUUGUUUCUCCCAGCUGCCCUCACCUUGCACUGGUCCAGGCUUUGAGGUUCACCCAGCAUCAGCCUGCAGCGGGGCAUCACCCCAGGGCUGACUUCGGUUUGCAAUGGAGGGCCACGUGGGCCGGCCACCCUCUCGCCCAGGCCUCCUUGCACCUACCCUGCGUAGUAUACAUUGCCAUCCCCACUUCAGGAAGAAACUGGUAACCAGAAAUGGGGGUGGUAAGUGCCCCCAAGUUUGCACCACAAGGAAGUGAGGUGGUAUCAGGGUAUAAACCCAGAUUUGGCUCUAAAGCCAAGCCUCUUUUUACUGCACAAGGUUGGGCACCCCAUCUUUGUAGUUAACAGAGGCUCAGAAGGGGAACAGAAACCCGAGGUAGCACCGUGAUCACUGGACAGAGCACUGGGUGAAAGGCACAUCAGGGGACCUUUGGUCCCUCCUCGAGCUUCCCCACCCCCACCCCAAGCAAACUAGCAUGCAUUUAUCUUUUUGGUCUGUUUGUCUACAGCUCUCUGUUGUCUUUUUACAGCAAGCAUUUUUUCAAGACCUCUGUUUUGCUUUUGUAACUUGAAGAUAUUUAUUCUGGAUUUUGUAGCAUUUUUACUAUAUGGUGACUUUUUAAAAUAAAAACAACUUUGUCAUGA